Messenger RNA from Westerdykella ornata, 2209 nucleotides. Its product is annotated as response regulator. Lineage: Eukaryota; Fungi; Ascomycota; Dothideomycetes; Pleosporales; Sporormiaceae. Gene Ontology annotation, molecular function: sequence-specific DNA binding; DNA-binding transcription factor activity; phosphorelay response regulator activity. The coding region runs from base 103 to 1983 and encodes 626 amino acids. The transcript has 6 exons. The record is from RefSeq and is a predicted model, not a curated record. Gene Ontology annotation, biological process: phosphorelay signal transduction system; regulation of DNA-templated transcription.
GUUCCAGCAACUCCAGCGACUUUGUUCGCAAGUUGUACAAGUACGUUCCCCGAUCCAACCAGACGCUGUCCCGUCGUGCUCCCGUGCUAAUGCUCACCCAGGAUGCUCGAGAACGGCUCGGAUGAGAGCGUUGUGCGUUGGGGAGAUAAUGGCGACAGCUUCGUCGUGCUCGAGAACGAGAAGUUUACGAAACACAUUCUACCCAAACACUUCAAGCAUAGCAACUUUGCCAGUUUCGUUCGCCAGCUCAACAAAUACGACUUCCACAAGGUGCGCCACAACAACGAGGAGAACGGACAGUCGCCGUACGGUGCCGGGGCUUGGGAGUUCAAGCACCCCGACUUCAAGGCAAACAACAAGGAUGCUCUCGACAACAUUCGUCGCAAGGCGCCGGCACCGCGGAAGCCUGCUGCCACAGUCGAAGACGUAAACUUUUCAUCCCAGCAGCUGGACCUCAUGAACUCCCAAUUGGUGGCCACUCAAACCCAACUGCAGCAGCUUCAGGACCGCUACAACGAGCUGACCAUCCACCAUUCCAUGAUGAUUCAAGAGGUCAUUGGCAUGCAGAAGACGAUUGUCAAUCACGAGCACGUUAUGCAGAGCGUCAUGCAGUUCUUGCACAACCUCGACGCCCAGCGCCGGCGCGACAGCAGGAUGGGCCACCCCUUUGGCGGCCAAGCACAGAAUGGCAACGUCGAUGCCCAGAACGCCCAGGUCACCCCAGAGGACGAUGUCCCGGCGUCGCCUCUGCAGCACGCUGCCAAGCUGUUGAGUGAGACGAAUGCCGAUGUCAUGCUGAACCCGAGAAAUCUGGAACACAUGAACGAAAUCACGAUGAGGAUGAACGGAACCCUGACGACGCCCCCUCCCGAGUUUCUCCGGGCAAGACCUGCGAGCCGUACGGGAGGACCAGGAUCAGCAGGAUCCAGCGCGUCUGUGCGCAUGGGCGACCUCGACAACCUCGUAUACCCCGUGGGCCAGACCCAAGGCAUCGAUCCCAUGUACAGCGAACACAUCAACAACAUCCCGUAUGCCCUUCCUAGCAAGCCAAACGAGCCCAUCGUUCCGGAUGCGCGAAAGAAGAGCGCUCAUGUGGAUCCCGGAUGGAUCCGGCCACCUCAGAUUCUCCUAGUCGAAGAUGAUCCGACCUGCAGAAGGAUUGGCGGAAAGUUCCUCUACGCCUUCCAUUGUUCUAUAGACAGCGCUCUUGAUGGGCUUGAAGCUGUCAACAAGAUGAAUGCAGGUUCAAAGUACGAUCUGAUUCUCAUGGACAUCAUUAUGCCGAACCUUGAUGGUGUAUCCGCAUGCCAUCUGAUCCGCCAAUUCGACAACACGCCUAUCAUUGCCAUGACCUCUAACAUCCGGAGCGAUGAUAUAGCAAUGUACUUUCAGCAUGGGAUGAACGACGUCUUGCCCAAACCCUUUACAAAAGAGGGACUUCUCCUGAUACUGGACAAGCACCUCGCACAUUUGAAGAAGCCUGUUGCCGACGGCAUGGGGGCGCCUCAACCACUGGCGGCUGCCAGGCAGGUCCUAAAAGAAGAAGACUCGCCCGCAAAGUCUCCCGCAACAGCAAGCAACUGGAACUCUCCCAAUAACAUGCCGGGCGUCUCCCCAGUUGGCACCAACAUGACCGAGGAACAAUACAUCCAGGCAGUCCAGGCAAGCCAGGCCGGCCACCCCAAUGCCUACGCGAUGAACCAUAUGCAGGCGAAUAUGCAAUACGGAACCUCCCCGCAGAUGCAACUCCAGGCCAGACAACAGCAGCAAGCCGCGCAUGCUGCCCAGGCUGCUCAAGCAGCCCAAGCAGCCCAAGCAGCGCAGGCCCAGGCCGCCCAGGCCGCCCAAGUGGCCGGACACAGACGACAGGCGUCUGACAUCUCUGGUGGGGACGACAUGAACAAUGCUGCGAAGCGCCAACAGAUGUACGGCGCGCCGCAGCUACAACCACAAGGCAUGAACCCGAUGCAACGACCGCGGUAGAUUCAAAGAGUUUUUCUGCACCCGUGUUUUUGGCGUUCGGCAUGGUUAUCUCAUUGUGUAGGUGGGAGGCUAAUGUGUUUAACCCGUUUACGACCUGUUUGCGCCAUUUAACAAGCUGCUAUCCAUGACAACACAGCACAGAAUGAUCGUGAGCGAAUAAGUCGGGACUGUACUUUUGUGUACUUGGGAUGGAUAUGGCAUGGAAAAUGGAAGAAGGGAACCAGAA